AUGGACGGUGAACAGUCGGAGGCGUUAGCGGGAUUAGCAGGAUAUGCACAACAUUAUUAUGGCGCAAAUAGUGCAGCUGGCACGCGGCAAACGCUUCAGGAUGAUGAUGGCGACAUCGGCGGCAUGGACGACUUGGCAGCGGCGCCAUAUGCAAAUUAUGAACCAAAAGCUAUCACUGCCAACGGCUUUAACAACAACAACAACAGACUGCACUCGAAUGUCUAUGAUGUUGUUGGCGGGCAACGGGGCAAAAUCGAUUUUGUCAUUAAUACGGCAAAUUACGAGCUCAAUGGCAAUGAGGAGCAGCCGCCUGCCAUCUAUUAUCAGAGCUAUGGAUAUCAGCCCCAUGCCCAGCCCCAGCCCCAGGCACAACAUACACCACAUACACCACAUACACCACUGGCACCACUUCCAGAACCACUUCUCGAUUAUCCUAUUGAGCAAUUUUCCAAUUAUCGCCAUGCGGCCGGGGGGAUAAGGGAGCAGGCAACGUUGGUGCCACAGCCGCGUCAAUUGAACGAUGACAGCGCCCUGGUUUAUGCCGGCAGCCUGCAACGUGCCACACUUGCCGUGCAACAACAACACGAGCAGCAGCAGCAUCGGCAUCGACAGCAGCGACAUCAUAAUGAGCCUCAAUCCCAGCUCAUAGAUCAGCAACUAUCGGCUCGUCAUAGUGCCGAUCUGCCUGAAAGGACUACGGGCAGUGGCAACUCCUUGCCUCCCAUCACAACGAGUGUGCAUCACACGCCGUCGAGCAGCAAGGCGGUUGCGGGUCUGCCGCUGGCCAAGCACAUCGAGGUGACCAAAAAUGUGCCCAUCACGCAUUAUCAGAAGCAACAUGUGCCCUAUCGACAAACUGUGCCACUGCGCGUGCCACGCCCCGUGAUCACCACCAUACCGAAGCCCAUUCCCAUCCGGGUGCCCGUGACGAGGACAGUCGCCAUGCCACAGUUGCAGGAGAUCAAGAUACCCGUGGAGAAGAUCAAGCCGGUGGCUGUGGAGCGACCGAUGCCAUUUGUUGUGGAACGACGAGUUCCAUAUCGAGUGGAGAAGCCCAUUGCCACGCCCAUCUACUAUCCGUAUCCGGUGAAAGUGCCAGUGGUCCGUACGGUGGUGCACAAGCAGCGACCAGGACUUGGACACCACUGGGCACCACCCAACCACCUAAUGGGUUAA
This is a messenger RNA of Drosophila innubila, 1176 nucleotides long. RefSeq lists its product as uncharacterized. Bases 1 to 1176 code for a protein of 391 amino acids. The transcript is spliced from 3 exons. NCBI's taxonomy places the organism in Eukaryota, Metazoa, Arthropoda, Insecta, Diptera, Drosophilidae. The record is from RefSeq and is a predicted model, not a curated record.